GAUAUACCAAUGCUCUACAUUCUCAUAACAUCAGCCAUGCUUUCCAUUUUCAUUUUUCUCUUAUGUUUGCCUUCAGGGGUCCUUCCUUUUACCUUGUUCAACAAACUCCAAUUGCCAUCAUCCAUUACGGGUCCAGAGUCCCUCGCAUUCGACUUGAAAGGUGAAGGGCCCUACACCGGUGUUUCCGAUGGUAGAGUCCUCAAAUAUCAGGGGCCUGCUGUUGGUUUCACAGAUUUUGCCGUCACUUCACCAAAUAGGACCGAGGAAAUGUGUGAUGGCUCAAUUGAUCCAGCAUUGGAAGCCACCUGUGGGAGGCCAUUAGGCUUGGGUUUCAACUAUCACACAGGCGAUCUCUACAUGGUUGAUGCUUAUUUGGGACUCAUGGUGGUGGGUUCCAGUGGAGGGAUUGCUACCCAACUUGCUGCUGCUGCAGAAGGCAUCCCCUUUCGGUUUCUAGCAGGUCUGGACGUGGACCAAGGAAAUGGAAUGGUCUAUUUUACAGAAGCUAGCACUCGAUUCCAGUUAAGGGAUAUGCAGGAACUAAUUGCAAGCAAUGACAGUACAGGAAGCCUAUUUAGGUAUGAUCCGCAGAGCAGGGAGGUGAGAGUAUUGCUCGGGGGCCUUUCUGUGGCAGUUGGGGUGGCAGUAAGCAGAGAUGGUAUGUUUGUGCUUGUUGCUGAGUUAACUGCAAACAGAAUCCGUAGGUUUUGGCUUGGAGGUCCGAAAGCUAAUACUUCAGAAGUUUUCAUGGAACUCCUGGGAAAACCAAGUAACAUUAAGAGGAACGAAAGGGGAGAGUUCUGGGUGGCAAUAAACAAUGCAUUAGGACCACCGGCACCUCCAGAAUCACUUGUGAUGCCUCUAGGGCUAAGACUCAGCAAUGAUGGCAGGGUUUUAGAAGUAGCUCCUCUCGUUGGGGCAUAUCAAAUCAGUGCGAUCAGUGAAGUUCAAGAGCGUAAUGGGGAAUUAUAUGUAGCAUCUCUGGUUGCAGCUUAUGCCAGCAUUUACAGGACUUAGCUCGGAUCCUGAAACCGAAGUUUAGUAAUUAAUAACCAUAAAUAAAAGUUAACUUGUACUGUGUUUUUUCA
Molecule: messenger RNA, 1088 nt
Organism: Vitis vinifera (wine grape)
Lineage: Eukaryota; Viridiplantae; Streptophyta; Magnoliopsida; Vitales; Vitaceae
Product: protein STRICTOSIDINE SYNTHASE-LIKE 10
Exons: 3
Coding region: 10-1017 (335 amino acids)
Biological process (GO): biosynthetic process
Molecular function (GO): strictosidine synthase activity
Source: RefSeq, a predicted model, not a curated record